This is a messenger RNA of Scheffersomyces coipomensis, 1396 nucleotides long. RefSeq lists its product as uncharacterized. Gene Ontology annotation, molecular function: misfolded protein binding; ubiquitin-specific protease binding. The transcript has a single exon. The record is from RefSeq and is a predicted model, not a curated record. Gene Ontology annotation, biological process: endoplasmic reticulum unfolded protein response. Gene Ontology annotation, cellular component: endoplasmic reticulum membrane; Hrd1p ubiquitin ligase ERAD-L complex. Lineage: Eukaryota; Fungi; Ascomycota; Pichiomycetes; Serinales; Debaryomycetaceae. Bases 148 to 1236 code for a protein of 362 amino acids.
AAAUUGAAAUUGGAACUGAAUUACGUUUACAACUAGAAAGGAAGGAUACCAAGGAUACCAAGGACAAGAAGGAAAUUGCCAUCGAUUAAGUAACAACGUAUACAUAUAAACAGAUAGAUCAUAUAUAGUACAACAACUUCCAUCAAUAUGACCAAUCCAUCACAAUCUUUGGCUGACAAUAUAAGGAAUAUUCCUCCUGUUACUCGAUUCUUCACUAUCACAACUGUUAUCGUUUGUUUUGCCAAUUCAUUAAAAUUGAUUCAACCAAUUGAUUUGAUUUGUUAUUUACCAGUAUUAUUGGAAAAAUUAGAAGUACUUAAAACAGUUAUUCGUUAUGGGAACUAUUAUCAAAUCCUUUAUUCUGUAAUAUGGUUAGGAUUACAAAGUUAUCGAUUCUUUACCGCUUUUUUAUUACCUAUGGGAUUAUUUGUUGAUCAACCUUUUCAAGCUAUAUUAGAUAUUUAUUUCUUUUAUACGUUUGCUAAUCAUUUAGAAAGUUAUCAAGGGAAAUUUAGAAGAAAUUUCCCUGAUUGUCUUUGGUUUACAUUAGUGGCUGGUACUUGUAUUGUAUUAACUACUUUAAUUUAUAAUGCAUUUAUUGAUGCAAAUCAUUUCCCCAUUCAUCAUCAAAUGAUGUUAAGUUGUGUAACUUAUAUUUGGUCAAGAUCACUGAAAAAUUCCAUUAUAAAUUUCCUUGGAGUGGUUCCAAUUAAAGCUUAUUAUUUACCAUUAUUUAAUUUAUUCUUUAAAUUGAUUGUUAAUGGUUAUACAUCAUUUUUAGAUACAUCAAUUGGAAUCUUUGGAGGAUAUAUUUAUCAAUGUAUUCAAUCAAAUACUUUACCUAUUUAUAACUUAAUCCCAGGAGCUUAUGGUGCGGCUAAUCCAAAGAAUUUACAAAAAUCAGGUAGAAGAGUUGGUACAAUUCAACAUCUUAAUGGAACUACUAAUGAAUCGAAUCCUUCUGAAGCUAUUGAUGAUUCAAUCUUUGAUAAAGGUUAUUUAAAAGCUCCAAUUUGGUUAUAUAAACUCUUGGAUUAUCCAACUAAUAAUUCAGUUAGAACCACUGCUUUUGAUGGAAAUACUAAACAGUCCAAUAUUAAUAAUAAUAAUGAUGGUAAUACUUCCACCAGAAUAAAUAAAUUAGAAGAUCCUCCUCGUCCAUCAACCCCACCUUAUACAUCUUGGUUCAGUGGUGAUAAUGCUUUCCAAGGAAAAGGUUAUAGAUUAGGUGAUUAGUUAUAUUAUCCUGCUAGUCAGGUAGAAGUAGCUAAAUCAUAUCCCAUAUAUAUAUGCCAUUAUAUAUAUAUAUAUAUAGUCUAACAUAUCCCAUAUAUAGAAUGAUGUAAUGAAGUCAAAAAACGUCUAAAAUUUUAAACAAUAAUGACAAUGACAUAAU